Molecule: messenger RNA, 831 nt
Organism: Debaryomyces tyrocola
Lineage: Eukaryota; Fungi; Ascomycota; Pichiomycetes; Serinales; Debaryomycetaceae
Source: the annotation of a GenBank genome assembly
AUGUCAGAAGGAAACGAUAUUAUUUAUGAAGUGAGAGGGAAGGUGACAAUUAUAACUUUGAAUAACCCUAAAAAAUUGAAUUCUUUGGAUAAACCUCAAUAUAUUCUAUUAGCUAAAUUGAUUGAGAAGGCCGAUAAGGAAGAGGACACGGUAUUAACUAUUCUUCAAUCAACUGGAAGAUAUUUUAGCGCGGGGGCUCAGCUUGGUGGUAAAGAUAUGCUUACCUCAGACCCGUCAGUCUUGUUGAGUCAUGAGUACUGGCUAGAUGAGUUCGUGGCGAAGAAUGUCUUUUUGACUGAUGUAUUCCACAAUCAUACCAAGGUAUUAGCUGCUGCUGUAAAUGGCCCUAUAAUUGGAGUGAGUGCAGCAUUGGUGGCAUUGUGUGAUUUAGUGUAUGUGAUGGACGAAACAAAAAUGCACAUCUUAACCCCAUUUACAUCGUUAGGAUUAGUUGCAGAAGGAACUAGUAGUUCUACAUUUUUCUUGCGAUUAGGCUGGUCUAAGGCUGCUGAAGCAAUAAUCCUAGCGAAACCAAUACCAGGUACAGAAUUGAAUAAGUUAGGAUUCAUUAACAAAUCUUAUCAUGAGACCAAUUUUGACUCCGUAGAACAAUUCAAUCAGAAGGUACACGAUGAUUUGGUAUCUCAAUUCAGUGGCUUAUAUGAGCCUUCUAUAUUAGCUAACAAACAGUUAUUAAAGGCAAAUAGAGACCAAUUGAUUAAUAGUGCUAGUUCUAGAGAGGUUAUCAAAACUUUUAAUAAUUUUGUUCAGGGUAUUCCUCAACUGAGGUUUAUGGAAAAAAUGCAAGAAGCAAGAAAAAACAAAAUGUAA